Solanum verrucosum is the source of this 1542-nucleotide messenger RNA. RefSeq lists its product as uncharacterized. The record is from RefSeq and is a predicted model, not a curated record. Lineage: Eukaryota; Viridiplantae; Streptophyta; Magnoliopsida; Solanales; Solanaceae. The coding region runs from base 1 to 1542 and encodes 513 amino acids. The transcript is spliced from 2 exons.
AUGAUGGGAACUGAAGAUAAAGCACUGUUUUGUUUCUGUCAUUGGGGUAAGAAGAAUAAGGUGCUUCCAGAUGGAUCCACUUCGUAUGUGGGAGGUAUUACCCGUCAGGUUAUUGCAAAAACAGGCAUAAAGUAUAAUGAUUUUGUGAAUGCAGUUUUUGAACGAUUAUCAAUUGAUCGUUCAGAUAAGAUCUUACAUUUUACUGUGAAGUUUGAUAGGUCCCAAUUGAUACAGCUGAGCGACCAAGAAGAUGUCAACACUCUAUUACAAUUUAAUGAUGGUUUUGCACAUGUUUAUGCAUCAAGUUUCGAGAUGGAGCCUUAUUCUAGACUCCCGUCAGUAGGUGCAAAAAAAAUUGAACCUAUUGUUGUUCCUGAUGUAGAACCAGAUACUAAUCCUGUACACGAUGAUGAGAAUGAUUUUGCAAGCUCUCUGAAUAAGGCAGAGUCUGACCAGUCAGCUGGAGACAGUAAACCUCAACAGAAAGAAGUUGUUGAUGCUGAUGAUCAAAAUCAUGCUAGGAUUGUGCAAAAUGAUUGUACUUCUAAUGUUGGGACAGUUAAUGAACAGGUUUCUAGAUCGCCAACAGGUGGUACGGAAAAAGUUGAACUUAUUGUUGAUUCUGAUUCAGAAUCAUAUACAAGUUCUGAUAGUGAUCCUCCUGAGAUCAUGUAUUACUAUCCUAAUACUGAAUUCAGUGAUUUUGACAAGCAUAAAACUGAAAAUUGCUUUGCAGUUGAUCAGAUCUGGGCUGUGUAUGAUACACUUGACUUUAUGCCAAGAUUCUAUGCCCACAUUAGGAAGGUAUCCGGUCCUGAAUUUAAGAUAAAGCUCAGAUGGCUCGAACCUCAUCCAGAAGAAGAUCAAAGGGAGGAGUGCGCAUGGAUCACGGCAGACUUGCCUGUUGGCUGUGGGAAAUUUAGAGUUGGGAAUACUUAUUAUACUAAUGAUGGAGUUAUUUUUUCUCAUCAAGUGCAGUGCGUGAUGGGAGUGAGAGGUAUGUACAUUGUAUAUCCUAGGAAAGGCGAGACGUGGGCCCUUUUCAAAGAUUGGGAUAUUCGUUGGAGCUCUGAUCCAGAAAAUCAUAGGAACUACAAGUAUGAAAUUGUGGAGAUUCUUUCUGAUUAUGUUGGGGAUAUUGGUAUUAAAGUUGGUUACCUAGAUAAAAUGACCGAAUUUCUGAGCCUUUUCCAGAGAACAAAGCGAACUGAAGUUGGUAUAUUCUUUGUAAGGCCAAAAGAAAAUUACAAGUUCUCUCAUCAAAUUCCCUCUUUCAAAAUGACUGGAACAGAACGAGAGGGUGUACCUAGUGCAUCAUUUGAACUUGAUCCGGCCUCUUUACCCCUCAGUGCAGAUGACAUUUGGUACCCGGGGAAUGUUAAGGAAGUGCGCAGGACUAUAAAUUCUGAACCUGUAGAAAGUGUUUUAUCUGCAGUUUCCACUGGAACUAGUGGUAAGUUUGAUAAUGCGAAGACAUCUCUGAAUUCAGGGGACUUGGAAGGCAUCCAUGACGAGUCUCUAUAUUCAUUGACUUGGAGCUGA